ACCGCCCCCUCACCAGCCCCUAGCCAGUCCUUGACCCUCUGCAUUCAGGAGGGGAGAGAAGACCGCGGUGCCGUGAGGCUCAAAGGGUUAAUAAUUAACCCUAAAGCCCCCUCACCUGUGUCCUUUGCCCCAAGGGGCAGCUAUCCAUGGGUGAGGGACUGGAUAAAGGGGAUUUGGGGGAUUGGGUGACAGUGACAAGUCUCUGCAUUUCUCUUCCCUCUAGGACCAGCUGGGUCUUGGGAAGAAAGGCUGGGGUCAGAGCCAGCUCCUCCACUAAGCAGUGCAUAGGCUCUAAAUUAACUCUGAGCCCAGUUCCCUCCACUGUAAAUUGAGGAUAAUAGUUGGUACCUCAAAGGCCUCAUGUGAGGAUUAAAUGAUAAUGUAUGUGAAAACACUGUAAAUGGAAAAAGCUUACCACAAAUCUUUUCUAUUAAGUUCAAGCGCUGGGCACCUGGGAUCCAGAAACACCCACUUGUAAAUGCCCUGUCCUAUGCCUGGAGGACCUUGUCUUCGUCUGAAUACAUGACCUUUCAAAUAUUUACUUUAGGUUUUAUCCUUUUACACCUUUGUGCUUAUUUUUUUUUUUUAACUCCAGAUUCGUUCAUUGAACCAAAAUUUAUUAACUACUUCCACAUGUCAAGUUCUGUCCUAGGCUUCAGGAGCACAAAAGCGCCUUCACAGAGCUCAAGGUCCGUUGGGGGAGAAUUUACUUAUUUGUCUUCCCCUCUGGAAUGUGAGCCCUGACAAAGACAAGAGCCUUGUUUUUCUUGAUUGCUGCUUUAUUUUUAGCUCUUAGAAUAUUGCCUGGACCAAAGUACAUUAUUACUGAAUAAAUAUUUAUUGAAUAAAUGAUCGAAGGUAUAUGAGAGGCAGACAAGUAGGCGGUGGUGCCCCCUUACAAAUUUGAGCCAGAUUUUUUUUUUUUUUAAAGGCAAAUUAGGAGUCCACCUGGUGGUCAAGGCGGGAAAGGCAUUCCUGGAGAGGAUAACAGAACAGGAGCAGGACCCGUCCCGUGUCCAUAAUUUUUUAGGAUUAUUCCUGUCUCUCUGUCGGGAGGAGGGGCUGUCCCAGAUUCUGAAAGAGCCAGGAUUCCAGUAUCUAAGAACACCCUUCCAGUUGGACAAUUGGUGGAUUCUUGCCUCUCACUUUGAUGUCCCUCACCCAUCCUGUCCCUGGCCAGAUUCCUGUACCGUCACUACCAUGCCUAGCCCUGGUCUCCACUCUCCCAGUGUUGGAAUGUUGCCCCGCUUGCUGGCUGUGACCUUAGGCAAGUUGCUUGUCAUUUUGGAGCUCCAGUUCUCUCUUCUGCAAAAUAAGAAGGGUAAUUCCCACCUCCUAAAAUUGCUGUGGAGAUUAAACAAAAUAAGCCUGCAAAGUGCUGAACACGAUUGGUGGCCUACGGUAAACGUUUAGUAGGUGGUGGUACUUUUAACCCGCCAGCUUGCCCUGUCCCUCCUCCUUUGGCGCCGGAAGCCUCGACUUCUUGGAGCAGAGAAUCAAGUCUGCAGGAUUCCGGGAGCGGAUUAGUUUUGGAUGUCACUUAAUCCAGGCGGCCCUUCCGGAAUCGGAGCCGUUGUGGGGGCAGGGGGUGGUAGAAACUCGCAUGAGGAGCCAGGCUCACAGAGGCUGCAGGAUGAAGCGGGGCGGGGGGGCCAAGCUGCUGCUGCUGCUGUUGUGGGCAACGCGCUGCGGACCAACAGGAGCAGGUGGGCCGAGUGGCUUCAAGUCGGUCAUCGAGGUAACUAACGGGGGGCCCUGGGGCGACUGGGCCUGGCCGGAGAUGUGUCCUGACGGAUUCUUCGCCAACGGAUUCUCGCUCAAGGUGGGGACUCAGGCCUGGGUCCCGGAGGGGCGGAGACGUGCGGGACCCCAGAACCUAGGAUGGCAGUUCUCUGAUUCGUCCAUGCCCGUCUUCUCCCAGGUGGAGCCUCCCCAAGGCAUUGCUGGCGACGACACGGCUCUGAAUGGGAUCCGACUACACUGCGCUGGGGGGAACACGGAGUGCAACACGCACGUGGUGGAGUCCCAGUCUGGAAGGUGGGGCACUUGGAGUGAGCCGCAGUGGUGCCCCGGCGGCGGCUUCCUCGUGGCUUUCUCGCUUCGCGUGGAGGCAUCUGUGACCCCCGCCGACAACACGGCUGCGAACAACGUGUUCUUCCGCUGCUCCGACGGCGCGGAGUUGCAGGGGCCUGGCCUGACCUGGGGAGAGUUUGGAGACUGGAGCGACCCGUGCCCCAAAGGCGUGUGCGGCUUGCAGACCAAGAUCCAACUGCCUAGAGGCCUUGGCGAUGACACGGCGCUGAACGACCUGCGCUUAUUCUGCUGCAGCAGCUGACACUGUCGCCGCCCUCUUCCCGGCUCCGGCUCCGAGGCUUGUCUCACCUCACUUUAUUAAAGCUUGUCCAUCUUGGCUUUGGUCUCGCUUGUUUUAGAGGUGGGAUACUCCGCCCCCUUAUCUCCCUCCUGACCUAGCAUUGGGCCAGGCCCUCAUUCGGGUUUGGUCUCGGGCUUCUGUGGCAGGCUGCUGAAAGUUAAAGAUCCAGAUAACCCAGAAUAACGCACUUAAACACACCAUUUUGCAUACAGGUUAAGGAGGGCCUCUGCACACACCCGCCCCUCACCUCGAGAGCCCAGGUUGUCCCCUUAUCUGAACCACCAGUGACCCCAAAUUAGGAGGAAACAAAGCUAUAAUGGCCUUAAGCCUUCAUUUUCUAGAGUUUAAGAAGU
Messenger RNA from Loxodonta africana (African savanna elephant), 2727 nucleotides. It is a transcript of the gene VMO1, whose product is annotated as vitelline membrane outer layer 1 homolog. The transcript has 2 exons. Lineage: Eukaryota; Metazoa; Chordata; Mammalia; Proboscidea; Elephantidae. Bases 1604 to 2335 code for a protein of 243 amino acids. The record is from RefSeq and is a predicted model, not a curated record.